Messenger RNA from Dryobates pubescens (Downy woodpecker), 1002 nucleotides. It is a transcript of the gene FGF19, whose product is annotated as fibroblast growth factor 19. Gene Ontology annotation, cellular component: extracellular region; cytoplasm. Gene Ontology annotation, molecular function: growth factor activity; fibroblast growth factor receptor binding. Gene Ontology annotation, biological process: cell differentiation; positive regulation of gene expression; fibroblast growth factor receptor signaling pathway. The coding region runs from base 94 to 759 and encodes 221 amino acids. Lineage: Eukaryota; Metazoa; Chordata; Aves; Piciformes; Picidae. The record is from RefSeq and is a predicted model, not a curated record. The transcript is spliced from 3 exons.
GGCAAGGCCGGCGCAGACAGCGCUCGGCUGUCGCUCCGCGUCCCCUCGAGUCCUUCCCCGUGCCUCCGCGUCUCUCUGCGCCCCUCCCGUGGCAUGGGGCCGAGCCCCGCUGCCCACCCCGCCGCCCUGGCGCUGCUGGGUCUCGCCGCCGCCGCCGCAUCGCUGCCGCUGCCCGACGCCGGUCCUCACGUUAACUACGGCUGGGGGGAACCUAUCCGGCUGCGGCAUCUCUACACCGCCAGCAAGCACGGGCUCUUCAGCUGCUUCCUGAGGAUCGGCAGCGACGGACGGGUGGAUGCUGCCAGUAGCCAGAGCCCGCAGAGUCUGCUGGAGAUUCGCGCCGUGGCUGUCCGCACCGUGGCCAUCAAAGGCGUACGGAGUUCCCGUUACCUCUGCAUGGACGAGGCGGGCCGGUUGCACGGGCAGCUCAGGUACUCCACCGAGGACUGUUCCUUCGAAGAGGAGAUUCGUCCAGACGGCUACAACGUCUACAGGUCCAAAAAGCACGGCAUCUCCGUGUCCCUCAGCAGCGCCAAGCAGCGCCAGCAGUUCAAGGGAAAAGAUUUCCUUCCGCUCUCUCACUUCUUGCCUAUGAUCAACACUGUGCCCGUGGAGUCAGCAGACUUUGGGGAAUACGGUGAUUACAGCCAGGCCUUUGAGCCGGAGGUGUACUCCUCUCCUCUCGAAACAGACAGCAUGGACCCCUUUGGCAUCACCUCCAAACUGUCGCCGGUGAAGAGCCCCAGCUUUCAGAAAUGACUCUGAGCCCACACGCAGGCUUUGAAUGAAAUACUGCAGGUCCUGCAGCGGUUUAGCUUUUCAGGUAGUGAUAUUCCCAACUUUGUUGUAUAUUUCAGUAUGGAGCCAGCCUUUUCCUUGCCAUGUGUGGUGCCUGUAGGAGAUGAAUACCCAGAGGCUGCUUUAUAUUCUAAAGAAUUUCCCAUCUGUAGCUCUAUUUGGAAAAGGAGGAUUAAAUGAGACAAGCUGAGCAGCUUCUUCACA